UUCAAGCUUUUACUACUUAAUUUGUUACUAUAAAAAGAAGAUGGAAGUGGAAAAAGUUUGUUUGGAGUAGAAAUAAAGUUACAGUAUUACAGUAAUUAAUACUGUCGGCCCAGAUUACAAAGACUUUCUGUGGAGAAAUGACGGUUUUCAUUUGAUGAGGCAGAUUUAUGUGGGGACUGGCAGAAUUGCCCAGUCGUGUGGCUCUGAAUUACUGGAUUAGCAGCAUCAUGGAUCCUGCCCAGGUGGGGUGAAGAGAGGGGUAGUUUUUACCAUCUUUCCCUUUUCUGCCUAAAUAUCUUGCUACCAUUUCCAAGCAAAACUGUAGCGGGACUGGAUGGUUCUUUAUGCACUAAUCCAUUGGAAUUGCAUUUUGUGAAAAAGUAACAAGGAAGAAUUUUCUUCAAGGAUCACAUCUAAGUGCACUUUUUGUUGAGACAUCAUUUCUAAUCUUAUAGAAAAUUUCAGCUGUAGCCCUUGGACUAGAAGCUGAAAUAAUAGAAGCUGUGUAUGAUGCAUUAGGGUAUUGAAGAAAAUUAAUUUUUGAAUUAAAUAUUUGGAAUAUAAGGAAGGAAAGGUGACUGAAAAUGGGGCGGAAGAAAAUACAAAUCACACGCAUAAUGGAUGAAAGGAACCGACAGGUCACCUUUACAAAGAGAAAGUUUGGACUCAUGAAGAAAGCCUAUGAACUCAGCGUGCUCUGUGACUGUGAAAUAGCACUCAUCAUUUUCAACAGCUCCAACAAGCUGUUCCAGUACGCCAGCACCGACAUGGACAAGGUGCUGCUCAAGUACACCGAGUACAAUGAGCCUCACGAAAGCAGGACCAACUCGGAUAUUGUCGAGGCGCUCAACAAGAAGGAGCACAGAGGGUGCGACAGCCCAGACCCUGACACCUCCUAUGUGCUAACUCCGCAUACAGAAGAAAAAUAUAAAAAAAUUAAUGAGGAAUUUGAUAAUAUGAUGCGGAAUCAUAAAAUCGCACCUGGUUUGCCGCCUCAGAACUUCUCGAUGUCCGUCACAGUCCCUGUGAGCAGCCCCAAUGCCCUGUCCUACACUAACCCAGGGAGCUCCCUCGUGUCCCCCUCUCUGGCAGCCAGCUCGGCGUUAGCAGAUUCAAGCAUGCUCUCUCCACCUCAGGCUGCGCUGCACAGGAAUGUGUCCCCUGGCGCCCCGCAGAGACCACCCAGCACUGGUAGUGCAGGUGGGAUGUUGAGCACUUCAGACCUCACGGUGCCGAAUGGAGCUGGAAGCAGCCCAGUUGGGAAUGGAUUCGUAAACUCAAGAGCUUCUCCAAAUUUGAUUGGAACUACUGGUGCAAAUAGUUUAGGCAAAGUCAUGCCUACAAAGUCUCCCCCUCCUCCAGGUGGCGGCAAUCUUGGCAUGAACAGUCGAAAACCAGACCUUCGAGUUGUCAUCCCCCCUUCAAGCAAGGGCAUGAUGCCCCCACUGAAUACCCAGAGGAUAAGCAGUUCUCAAGCCACUCAGCCUCUAGCUACCCCCGUCGUGUCUGUGACAACCCCCAGCUUGCCUCCGCAGGGACUCGUGUACUCAGCGAUGCCGACCGCCUACAACACUGAUUACUCGCUGACUAGCGCGGACCUGUCAGCCCUGCAGGGCUUCAACUCCCCAGGAAUGCUGUCCCUGGGACAGGUGUCGGCCUGGCAGCAGCACCAUUUAGGACAAGCAGCCCUCAGCUCUUUGGUUUCUGGAGGGCAGUUAUCUCAGGGUUCGAAUUUAUCCAUUAACACCAACCAAAACAUCAACAUUAAGUCAGAACCAAUCUCACCUCCCCGGGAUCGAAUGACCCCUUCAGGCUUCCAGCAGCAGCAGCAGCAGCAGCCGCCGCCACCGCCACCACCGCCACAGUCACAACCCCCCCAGGCCCGGCAGGAAAUGGGGCGCUCCCCUGUGGACAGCCUGAGCAGCUCGAGCAGCUCCUACGACGGCAGCGACCGGGAGGAUCCACGGGGGGACUUCCACUCUCCAAUUGUGCUGGGCCGACCCCCAAACGCUGAGGACAGAGAAAGCCCUUCUGUGAAGCGAAUGAGGAUGGACGCCUGGGUGACCUAAGGCUUCCCGCCUGUGGCUGGUACUGUUACUGCAGUGAACUGCCCUGCGUAUCUAAAUUGGCCGGUAAGGACAUGAGGUAAAGCUAUUUAUAUGUACAUACAUACAUACAGACCCCUUUACAUGUAUGUAUGUGAGUGUGGGUGUGUGUUGCAUACACAGAAUCAGGCACUUACCUGCAAACUCCUUGUCGAUCUGCAGAUGUGCGUCCCAUGGCAAACCAAGCACCUGUAGGCAGAGUCUAGUCUGGCACCUCCCUGGAUUUUAUUGUUCCAUAAAAUACCCCGUUUUUGCAGAGAAACGUGUACCCGUAUAUAACUCCCCCACACUAGCUUGCGGAAACUAGAGGGCCCCUCCUUGUUUUAUUUAACUGUGCAGUGACUGUAGUACUUCAGAAAAAUGCUUUGUAGAACGGAGCAGUAGAAAAGCAGGAACCAAGAAAGCAAUACUGUACAUAAGAUGUCAUUUAUAUUAACUACCCAACCUGGCAUGGGUCUCUUUUGCAAAGGGGUGCAUGGUAAAGGGCUGUUGAUAUUAAAAAAAAACAAAACAAAAAAAGCCCCACACGUAACUGUUUUGCACGUGCAAAAAUGUAUUGGGUCAAAGAAGUGAUCUUUAGCUAAUAAACGAGAGAAUAGAAAACGCAUGAGAUCUUCAGAAAAUACUAGCCUAGAACUAUAGAGCAUUAACAAAAUAAAUUAAUAUAUUAAGUUAUAAUUGGAAUAUGUCAGAAGUUUCUUUUUACAUUCAUAUCUUAAAAAUUAAAGAAACUGAUUUUAGCUCAUGUAUAUUUUAUAUGAAAGAAAACACCCUUAUGAAAUUGCUGACUAUAUAUAAAAUUAUAUUCACUACUUUUGAAAACAUUCUGCUAUGAAUUAUUUAUAUAAGCCAAAGCUGUAUGUUUCAUUUUUUUUUUUUUUUUUUUGAGAAUAGCUUUAUCUUGUUUUAACUUUUUAGUUUUGUUCUAAGAGGGAAAAAAAAAUAUCUUGCAAGCAGAACCUUGGAAAAAAAAAGCCAUGAACACUUAUUAUUCUAUAUAUAAAUUAAAAGUUGAGCCAAACUCUUCCUGUAUAUAGCAUCUUAAAUAUAUUAUCACCUUCGAUGUAAGUACCUAUGUAUUGUAUGGUCACCAGAUUAAAAAGUAUAUUUUUGUGGAUUUGCCGCCAAUUUGGGGGGAAAAGGCGAGAUCCUUAUUAAGUAGAGUAUUCACUGUUUAAUAUUUACUAUUUUGUUAAAUAUACUGUACUUUGGAUUUUAAUUAUUAGCCCAGUCUUUUCAGAGGAUUGUAUAACGGGGUUUCUCCCCUCACUGGUGGUGAAUGUGUGAUGUUGCAUUGUAAUCUUUGUGCUGUAUGGGUUGAGCAUCAUUAUAUAUUUUAUAUGUGUACAUAAAUAGCAAAGUGGCAAAAAAAAAUUGGUGUUAAGUUCAUCCUGCAUAAAUAUAAAUGUGUUGUAACAGAUUUUAUAAGGCGUUAUUUAAAACUUGCCUUUUGUGAGGAAAAAUAUAGAAGCAGCUGACCUAACUUAAUUUAGAGAAAAUGGCAAAAUAGAUGAGCACAAAGGUUUUAUAAGUGGUAAAUGAUUAGGGAAACCCUCGCUGGGCAGGGACCUUUCCUGCCGGUCACGAGCUCUGCACAGAAGCGGCACUUCCAUGGCAGAGACUCUCAGUGCAGAUCUGGGCCCGACGCGCGCCACCCUCAGCUUAGAUUCUGACCAAGGCCUUACUCCUAUAGGAGGACAGCGAGUUCGUUCGUCCACUUUCUGGGCUUGUGCCAUGAACAAAAUUCAAAGUCCUGUAUAUCUAUCUUUUACCAUAGAUUUUUAAAUACUUUUCCUGAGAAACUCAAAAUAAGGGUUGAAAAAUGCUAUUUUGUAUUUUAAACUUAAUACCGAGCAGCUAGCUACCUACGAUUUGUACUUACAUUUUGUUUUCCCCCCAAAUUGCAUUCCUUUUGACGUUUUCCUCAUGCUAUUUGUGACAAAUCAUCAGCCAGGUUUUCUGACUGACACACAGCUGCAAGCGGGAUUCUGUCUUAAUGACAGUCCGGGUCGUCCAUUUUGAUAGAAGCCAAACAAGGGAGAGUGACAUGCUCGCCCCUCGCGUCAGUACAGGCACACGGCUCAUUCGGAAAGGAUUCGUUUUUCUUUAAAAUGUUCUUCCUCACGGGCACAUCUGCAAGGUCUCGCCUAAUUGAAACCACAGUCUCCCGACCCUGAAUUUCCAAGAUAAUCCUUACCACUUGUAAGCCACCUACAGCUUUGAGAGCGCUGGGUGACCCGCGCGUUAUCAUUUAUGCAUGUCCAUGAACUUCUGCUGUACAUUGGAAUAGGAGUUACCACAGUCACAUUUACUGUCUAUUUUCUUGUGUGCCUUAUGAGAUGGCUUUUCUGACUGUACUCAAUAGUCUUUCUUUCUAUGCAGGUUUAUAAUCAGUACAACUACUGUUUUCUAAAAUAAUAUUACACAAGGCUCGGAGUUUGUAUUUCAAUCACAAUGACCAAGGAACAAUGUAUUCCAUUUUCAGGAACUGAAUAUUAGACUGUUAACCCUUUCCCAUACGCGCAGUGACAGGGAGCAUAUGGACUUGACAGACACUCCUCACCAUGACACCAUGUACGAACACACAUCUGGUGGAAACCAACUCAGACUGGGCAAGACACUGGCAGGGUCACUUAGAACCUACAUUUCUUACCCUUUUAGACUCAUGUGUUUUGUACGACACCAUCACGAGAAAAAUGUAUCCAUUCAGAUGAAGUAUUUUAUUACUAAAAGACAAAAACAAAAAAAGCUUAGAGUGAAUUGCACUGGUAAAGUACGGUUUCCAACCGCUGUGCUUCCUUCAGGACCCUCAUCUGACAGAGAGAGUGAAGGUCACCAUUGUAUGUCUACAGACGGUCCCAACCAAAACUCCAUCUUUUGAGCCCUAAUUAUGUCCAUUGUGUUAGAGACUAAAUCAGGGGUUUGUUCUAGAAGAACACGUUUUACCAUUUCCUUUAACCAGAAGGACAGCUAGUAAAGCAUUCACACGUUUUCUGUAUUAACCAUCGUGCGCACAAGAAAUACAUAGUAAAUAGGGAACCAGAAACUCCUGGCGUCGGAUCAUAAGGAGCUAGAUGAUUAGAAUGUGAACAAAGAUUUUACAAAUGUAAAACUUUUAUUUCUCUGUAGAAACUUUCUUCACUUUGCUGUGCAAGAAGACACUGCUUUGCUAUAUUUAAAAUGGCUUUUUUAAAAGAGAUUUAUGUAUUUGGUAAAUGUUUGUAGUCAACAGUUCACACAGAAGCUGUACACGGUUUGAUCAUGUAAAACCGUUUGGCGGCACAAGCUGGACUUUGUUGCCAUCCUUGAGAUGAAAAAUAAGUUAAUCUCAAUUUUUCCCUGAUGUGUUUUUUCUUCAUUAUACAAUAAAUAUUAUAGUGAACUUUUUAUCAAAUGGUUAAGAAAAUGCUAGAGGUUGUUGUAAACUAUUUGUAUCCUGCACUCACUACAGUAAAGACGGACUGGCUUUUCCUGUGUA
Messenger RNA from Miniopterus natalensis, 5583 nucleotides. NCBI's taxonomy places the organism in Eukaryota, Metazoa, Chordata, Mammalia, Chiroptera, Miniopteridae. The record is from RefSeq and is a predicted model, not a curated record.